GCAGAAGACGAACAACACUUCCUUGGCCACGGGCCCCCGAGCGGCGCCGAACGAACGAACAAAGCCGACGCGCACGCGCCGCUGACUCCUCCUCCCCCCACCCCACCCACCUUCUCCGUCUUCUUCUUCCUCAGACCAACCGAGCCGACCCCGAUCCGGUCAAAAUCCAGACGGCUGACUGCUUCCUCCGCGCUCCCGAUCCCUCCCUCCCUCCCCGACGAAGCCAUGGUGUGCGUGGCGUGCCUGAUCCCGCUCUUCCUCAUCCCCUUCGUCAACGCGCUCCCCUACCUCUUCGACCUCCUCCUCAGCAAGGUUUAUCGCAUGCUUGGAUGGGAAUACAGGAGGCCCGAGAGAGUCCCAGCUGCCUGCCCGUUCAAGCCUGCAGCAAACAAGACUGAAGGUGUAACAGGUGAAUCAACGCCUCUAGUUAACCCACAUGUCGCGGGUGAAUCGAAAACUCUGAUGGAACCCCAGAGUGCCACAGCGGACGGGAAGAAAGAUGAUUAACACAUGCGUUGUGUUUAUAAUCAAACCGCAACUAAAAUAAUAAUUAUUGUAAGAAUGUAUACUUGGAGCAAUAGAUAUUAAAUGUUACAAUGGUGUUUCUCACGGUUCCUUUUCCAACAUUA
Aegilops tauschii subsp. strangulata is the source of this 629-nucleotide messenger RNA. RefSeq lists its product as uncharacterized. NCBI's taxonomy places the organism in Eukaryota, Viridiplantae, Streptophyta, Magnoliopsida, Poales, Poaceae. The record is from RefSeq and is a predicted model, not a curated record.